Molecule: messenger RNA, 1965 nt
Organism: Vicia faba (fava bean)
Lineage: Eukaryota; Viridiplantae; Streptophyta; Magnoliopsida; Fabales; Fabaceae
Source: the annotation of a GenBank genome assembly
AUGCAAGACUUCUUCGGCUCCAUUCGCCGAUCCAUAGUCUUCUCAUCUCCACCCGCACACGCCGACGAUGGACGCUUCACCGGAUUCGCCAACAAGAUCGGCUCCGCCAUUCGUAAAUCCAGAAUCGGCCUCAAGUCUCCUUCUCCACCUCCUCCGCCGAUUAGGUGGCGGAAGGGUGAGUUGAUUGGUUCCGGUGCUUUUGGUCGAGUUUAUAUGGGUAUGAACCUCGACUCCGGGGAGCUUAUUGCCGUUAAACAGGUUUUGAUCGAGCCUGGUAUUGCUUUCAAGGCGAAUACACAGGCUAAUAUUCGGGAGCUUGAAGAAGAAGUGAAGCUUCUCAAGAAUCUUAAGCAUCCGAAUAUUGUUAGAUACUUGGGAACUGCUAGAGAGGAAGAUUCCUUGAAUAUUCUGCUGGAGUUUGUACCUGGUGGAUCUAUCUCAUCGCUGUUGGGGAAAUUCGGAUCCUUUCCGGAGUCCGUUAUAAAAACGUAUACAAAACAGCUUUUAGAGGGGCUUGAAUACCUUCACAAUAACAGAAUUAUUCACCGGGAUAUUAAGGGUGCAAACAUUCUAGUUGAUAACAAAGGGUGUAUUAAACUCGCAGACUUUGGCGCAUCCAGGAAAGUCGUGGAAUUGGCUACUAUAAAUGGAGCAAAGUCUAUGAAGGGUACCCCACACUGGAUGUCACCUGAAGUUAUUUUACAGACAGGAUAUACAACUUCUGCUGAUAUAUGGAGUGUUGCAUGCACUGUGAUAGAGAUGGCCACAGGAAAGCCUCCAUGGAGUCAACAGUAUCCCCAAGAGGUUUCAGCUCUUUUCUACAUUGGGACAACUAGAUCGCAUCCACCAAUACCUGAACAUCUGUCUGCUGAGGCAAAGGACUUUUUGCUGAAAUGCUUUCACAAGGAACCAGAUUUAAGACCUUCUGCAUCCGACUUGUUACUGCAUCCAUUCAUCACCUGCGAGUAUCAGGAAUCUCAUUCAAUAUCACGCAGUUCAGUCAGGGACUCUUGCAGUCGGAUGACAACAAAUGGGAUGAACUCUAGGAACUUUUUGGAUUCUAUCCAAGGAUCAACAUGUACAGGUCUAAAAGAUGUUUUUCAGAUGGAUAGUUUAAGGUUCUCAAAUGCAAAUCUUCUAAAACCAGGUUCCUACCAGGGAGCAGACAACUAUGAUGAUGACAUGUGUCAGAUGGAUGAUGAUGAUAUUUUGGUUGCAUCACCAGUAAAAGCUAACUCCCUACUUGCUGCUGACGACAUAAAGAGUUUCAAUCCAAUGUGCGAACCUGUGGAGGAUGGCUGGCCUUGCAAAUCUGACGAAACACUAAAUUUAAAGAAAAGCAGACUGAACGUGUCCCCAGAUCAAACUAUUAGGAAAACUACGAGUCCCAAAUCAUCUCCUAAUGCAGAGAAGGAGUUUUCAUUUUCAAGUGAACCUCUUGGAGUAGAAGAUGAGGAUGAAGUAACAGAAUGCAAAAUUAGAGCUUUCCUGGAUGAUAAGGCCUUUGAACUGAAUAAGCUCCAAACACCUCUUUAUGAAGAAUUCUUUGGCAAAUCAAUUGCAGCCAUUCCUCGUGUACCUGUUGCAGUUGCAAAGAGUAAAGUUAUUUCAGAUGUCUCAAAUGUAACAUCAAAAAGCGGGCCUCCUAGUCAAGAUAGACGGCGAUUCUCAAUGGCCAGCAUUGCCAAUGUAACAAGCCCUGAGAGUCAUAGAAAAUAUCUUACGAAACCUGUGACUGCUCGUAGUAAACCUUUGCAGGAAAUUCAGCCUUCUGAGCUUUACGAGUCAAAGGAGACUCUUCAUGAUGCUGAGCUGGGAUCAAGUGUCAGCCCAAGCUUUUCUGAGAGACAAAGGAAAUGGAAAGAAGAACUUGCAGAAGAGCUUGAGCGGACACGAGAGGUUAUGCGUCAAACAGGUGGAGGGAAGAUAACAUCCCCAAAGGAUCGCAGUUUUCUCAGAGACUGA